ACUGAGGCGCAUGUUAUAGUCAUGAUGGCUACCCAGCCCCUAAAUUAGAGACGUGAGAGGCAAGUUAAAAAAAACUUCGACCCACCCUGGUGACUUCCAUAACUGUUUUGCCACUGCUGGUACUGGUGUGUGGAACGUGUUUCAAGUUUUGUUGCUCAACACGUGCAUUUGUCAGGACUGCAUUUGUCUCUGGAAACGGAAGUUUGAUCUUUUUCCACAUUUGACUGCAUGUGCCUGAGAGUCUGACCCUGCAUAUCUUCAAUGGCUGCCUUGUGCUCCACCUCUGUGCCUGAGGGUUUCCACUAUGAGACUAAGUACAUUGUCCUCAACUACCUGGGCCUCCUGCCCCCCUCCCAGCUACUGUCCACUGCUGGCGGAGGAGAUGACCAGUAUGCUAUGGAGAGAGAGCGGAACAGAGUGAUGAAAGGACAGAUAGAGGAAGAGCUAAGGCAACUGGAAGAUGAGAUCUCAGCCUACUUCUCCAGUACAGGCUUCGACUGCCACAUGUCUCCGGUGUUCAGCCCUGCCAACCCAGAGAGCUCCAUCGAGGACUGCCUUGCUUGCCUGGGCGACCGGGUGGCCAGAGACCUGGACACACACCUGACCUCCACUGUACACACACUCCUCAGUGCCCCUUUGGACUACGAGCGUUUCAGAAAAGCAGCACAAGACGUCUCCUGCCACACGCAGAGCGGCUGGACCAAGGUGCUGGUGCCUUUAGUGCUGCUGCAGGCCCUACAGGGAGAAGGACAGAUCCUGGCCACCCUCCUUCCUCUGGGGGUCAAUUUCCUGGAGGAGGCUGAGGCAGACUACAUCAUCCGGCAGGGAGGAUGGGGUACAGUGUUUAGCCUGGAGGAAGAGGAGCAGCAGGGCUUGAUCAUAGCCGAGGACAGCAACGACAUCUAUAUCCUGUCUGGAGAGCAACUUCCCACAUCGCUGCUGGGCACCAGAGAUAGCAGUGAGCUGGGCAGCUGGCAGACAGAAAGCUUACGUGUGUCUCUGGCAGGCCACGAGUCCUGGGCACAGGUGGGCAUGAUGGACCAUCCCGAAGACAUCAAGAGCCUGGAAAGCAACGAGGGCAACCUCUCAGAGGAGCGCAGCGAGAACAACUCUUCCAACUCUGACAUCGUGCACGUAGAGCGAGAGGACGCAGAGGAGGGUGAGGGCGGGGCAGAGGCGCCAGAGCUGCAGGAGAUAAUGCUGAGCGUACUGGGGACGGAGAGUGAACUGGCCGAGCUGAGGGCGGAGUUUAGGGAUGACACCCCGCCUCCUGUCCCAGCAGCCCCAGAGCCUGUGGUGGGAUGUCUGGAGGAGCCGGUCGUCAUCGAGACCCCUGUUCCCCUGUCGGCGGUCCCGUCAGAGCCAGAACCGCGUGCCCCAUCCACUGUUCCCAUGUCAGAGUCCGAAUCCCCUGCACUAGCCCCUGUGGUUGAGCCUGCCCCUGUUGUUGAGGCAGCACCCGCCAAGAUGCCCCCUACUCCCCAACCAGCAGAGCAAGUCCCAGAACCAGUCCCAAUACCAGUCGCAGCAGCACCACCCCAGCCAGAGCCCGUUCCAGAGGAGCCCCAGCCUGAACUUCAGUCAGAGACCGUGCUGGAGCUGGCAGCAGCGCCUGUCCUGGAGGCACCCCCAGCCCCUGUGGAGACCCCUGUGGCCCCAGCUGAGGAGGCCCCAGUGCAAAUGGAACCAGAGCCCAAGUUGGAGCUUCCAGUGCUGCUUUAUGGUGGAGCUGCCCUGGUGGCCCUAGCUGCUGUAGUGGCCUGGGUAGUCCUGACCCACCGGAAAAGGUAGCCUAGCGGUGUUCCUGACCUGGGCCCCAGACCUCGCCACCUCCCUGGUCCCUGCCUAGCUCACUGCAGGUAACCUGGGCUGCUGCGCUGCCAAUGCCAGGUGCACACGCCAUGGCAAAAUGAACUCUUCUUUUCUCUCUCCAUUUUUAUUUGCCUCCGUUCUCAUCUCAUCUGGCGUUUUUGAUAUGUUUGUCUUCAGUUGUACAUUGAGGUGAUGGGUCGGCGACAGCAAACUGGAAAGGACAUAUUUUACAUUUUUAUCUUGCUUUCUCUAUUGUGUGUUUUCUGGGGGUGUGGUUCUGUCCUGUGCCAUCUUGAUGCACGUGAACGAUACAAGCAGGGUGUCUGUUACCCUCUCGGCUGGCGCUUCGGUACCUCUUUGUCCUCAGAGCCUAGUGGGUGUAGCUCAAGUCAUAAUUGCCAGUUCUGUUGCAAAAAAGGGGUAGAGGAAAGGGCACCUAUUCCAAUAGAUUUUUCUAUCUGGAAUUAUUAGAAAAAGUAUGUUCUGUCUACCUUUUGUCCUCUGAAAAACAAUCCAGUCUUCAAGAGCAGGUUGAGGAGAUGAAUGUGGUUAUGUAGAAUUUAUUUUUAUGGCAGUUAAAGAGUCUAAUCAUGAUGUUUUUGUUUUUAUAAUUGUAUGUGAUGUUGGGAUAUAAGAUUCAUUACUGGAGACCCUGACAUACCUGUAAAAUAACUAUCUGCAGAUUUACAAGGGACAAAUUUCUUCAUAUAUAGCACUUCAUUGAGAUGAUUAAUAUCACACUAAAAUGUGAAGUAGAUCUAUUUAUGAUUUACUCCCCCACUAUAUUAAUGGCUGAUUGCCAGUCACUUACUACAUCAACUGAUAAUAAAUGUAUUAUUUUUUUAAUUAUUCGGGCCGACUAUUUUCUUUUG
Messenger RNA from Oncorhynchus tshawytscha (Chinook salmon), 2684 nucleotides. RefSeq names its product bcl-2-like protein 13. Gene Ontology annotation, biological process: apoptotic process; regulation of apoptotic process. NCBI's taxonomy places the organism in Eukaryota, Metazoa, Chordata, Actinopteri, Salmoniformes, Salmonidae. Gene Ontology annotation, cellular component: mitochondrion. The transcript is spliced from 7 exons. The record is from RefSeq and is a predicted model, not a curated record. The coding region runs from base 262 to 1791 and encodes 509 amino acids.